Messenger RNA from Anopheles maculipalpis, 423 nucleotides. RefSeq names its product 39S ribosomal protein L54, mitochondrial (gene mRpL54). Gene Ontology annotation, cellular component: mitochondrial large ribosomal subunit. The record is from RefSeq and is a predicted model, not a curated record. The transcript is spliced from 2 exons. The coding region runs from base 7 to 408 and encodes 133 amino acids. Gene Ontology annotation, molecular function: structural constituent of ribosome. Lineage: Eukaryota; Metazoa; Arthropoda; Insecta; Diptera; Culicidae.
AACACAAUGAGUGCCCUGAUAGGGAGCCUCGUUCCUUUGUUCCGGCGCAGCUUUCUACAGCUGACCGCCACACGAACUUAUGCAACACCAAAGGCCGGUGGUGCUCUCGGUGGAUCAAAAAAGAAGAAACUCGGGAAGCUUGGUCCAACGGUCGAGAAGAAAGUGAUUCCCGUCGAAACGGACACAACCCGGCUGGUAAGCUAUGUGUGCGGUAGCAACGUUCUGAAGCAGGGUGAAGACGUUAAAAUUCAACCAGAUACGGAGUAUCCCGAAUGGUUGUGGAAGCUGCACGUCGGUGCACCGCUUACGCUCGAAGAAAUGGACCCCAACACGAAAGCUUACUGGCGAAAGUUAAGACGAAUGGCGUUACAGCGCAACAAUAAGCUGGCAAAGUUGAAAAAGUUCUAGUUAGCUUCACUGGGA